Dipodomys spectabilis (banner-tailed kangaroo rat) is the source of this 9838-nucleotide messenger RNA. It is a transcript of the gene Mki67, whose product is annotated as marker of proliferation Ki-67. Gene Ontology annotation, molecular function: protein binding. Lineage: Eukaryota; Metazoa; Chordata; Mammalia; Rodentia; Heteromyidae. Gene Ontology annotation, cellular component: nucleus; chromosome. Gene Ontology annotation, biological process: regulation of mitotic nuclear division; regulation of chromosome segregation. The record is from RefSeq and is a predicted model, not a curated record.
GCGGCGGCGGCGGACGGCGAUGGGGCCCCCGGGCCUGGUCACCAUCAAGAGGAGCGGCCUGGACGGCGCCCGCUUCCCGCUGAGCCUCCGCAGCUGCUCGUUCGGAAGGGAUAUCGAAUGUGAUAUUCGCAUCCAGCUCCCUGUAGUGUCAAAACUGCAUUGCAGAAUUGAGGUCAGCGGGCAGGAGGCCACAUUAUAUAAUUUCAGUUCUACAAAUCCAACCCAGCUGAAUGGGUCUGCCAUUGACAAACCUGUGCACCUGAAACACGGCGAUGUCAUCACUAUUAUUGACCGGUCUUUCAGGUAUGAAAAGGAAAGUCCUCAGAAUGAAAGCAAGCCAGAUGAAUUUCCAGGAAAAAGACAGGAGCAGGCAGGGCACGGCGAUCCUCCAGAUCCAGCCUCUCUACUCCCCCUGAUGGGAAAGCUCAAGGUUCCAGAACCCAUUCAAAAGUCACUGCUUCAAGGUCUCAGGAGCCCGGCAAGGAGCUCAUGGGCGACAGCGCUACCCCCCGACGGCUCGGAGCACAGAGCAGCCCCACAGCUACUUCACGCUUGUUCCCCAGAGCAAGUGGGAAACGAUGGAGGGAAAGCAGGAAGGCCCACUCCUAGGGGUCCUAAGGAGAAGCCCAGGGUAACCGCAAGUCCUUGCGGAGACCUAAAGUCUUUACCCUUGGCACAGAGCCUUGACAGUAGCAAGGACACAGAGUCUCCCUUUGAGAAGCUCUACCAGUCGAUGAAGGAGGAGUUGAGCCUCAGCUUGCGAAAACAAAGCCUUGCACAGACUCGGAGGAAAUCAGGAUUGCAGCUUGAUAGUGCCACAGAGAAAGAGAGAAGGGAGAACCUGCCCUGGGGGUCACACAAAGCAAGACCAAGGUCUGCUGACACUCUCUGCAUUAAGGCAGCCUCUUCAUUCACACCAGAAACCAACCAGACCCAGGAAAAGGGCAUCAGUGCGGACCCUGCUCACACUUCUGACGAGGCCCUGAAUUCUAGCAUUUCUGUGGCUGAGACUACAACAAAGAGCCCAGGGCGGUACUCCCAGCCACGAAAGGACACAGGCCCGUAUAUUACUGGAGGAGAGGCUGUGAAUCUGGGCCCAGGUGAAGGCAUUGGGUCAGCUGAUAGACCUGUCACACCUCGGAGGCGCUUGACUGGAAAUCGCCCAUCAGCCAUUGCGGGGGCCACUGCCAGCCCCGCCGGUCAGCCAGACUGUCUCUCUUCCAGAAGCAGAAGCGUUCCUGCAGAGGCAGAAAGGCCUCCUCCAGAAGUCAGAAAGGAGCCUUUUAUAACUCAGUGCUUUCCUCGCACUGAAAGCAAGAUUUCAAAGGAUUUCCUUGAUGAGCCCAACAAAUUGGCUGUGAAAUCCGGACAGAUUGGCUCUGGGUUACCUGGUCUUAGUUCAGUUGAUAUCAGCAACUUUGGUGAUUCCAUUAACAAGAGCGAGGGAGCCUCUUUGAAGAGAAGACGUGUGUCCUUUGGUGGUCGUCUGAGACCUGAAUUAUUCGAUGAGAACUUGCCUCCAAAUACACCACUCAAAAGAGGAGAAACACCAAGCAAGAGGAAGCUGCCUGUCACCCACACGCCGGCUGUCCUGAAGAAGAUCAUCAAGGAGCAGCCCCCAUCUGGGGAAGAAGAAUCUUCAGAAAUCUGUGUGGAGGUCACAGCGCAGGAUGUGUGCACAGGCGCUGUGGCUUCUAGUCCUGGAGUAACCCAGCCUGGGGUAAACGGCCAAAGACGCAGAUCAGGCAAGGCCUCGACUGCCUCUGGGGUCAGCGGCUCCCCGGGACAGACAGACGCUCCUAAGAGAGCGGGGAGGAAGAGCGCCGGCUCGUCUUCCAAGCGGACAUCCAUCAGCCGGGGGCAGCAUGACAUCCUGCAGAGGAUCUGUUCCAAGAGAAGAAGCGGGGCGUCAGAGGCCAACCUCAUCGUUGCAAAAUCGUGGGCAGAUGUCGUGAAACUUGGUGCUAAGCAGACGCAGGUGAGAGUGCCGAAGCACGGUCCUCCAAAGCCGGUGGGCAGAAGACAGAGGAAGCCGAGCACCCCGAAGAAGCCUACAGCCAGCGUUCGCCAUCAGUUCAGCACCGGCCAUGCCAACUCCCCUUGUACCAUUGUCAUCGGGAAAGCUCAGACUGAAAAGGUCAGCAUUCCUGCUCGGCCCUCCAGGAUGCUGAACAGCUUUGUGUUCAACCGAAAAAUGGACUACAGUGAAGAUCUGUCAGGGAUAACUGAAUUGUUCAAGACACCUGUGAAGGAGAAGCCCCAGACGACUGGCCCCGCCUCCUUCACUCUUUCCAGUCCAGAGAACUUGACUGGAAAACAGUUUCAAGGAGUGAAUUCAGGAGAAAAUCCUCUGUGCACCACUUCAGAGACUUGGGUGUUCAGUUCUCAGAACUCAGCAGGGGAGCCAUCUGAUAAAUGCUCUGAAAGCCACACCAUAAAAGAGCAGAGCAGAGAAGACAGAAGCACCGCAAAGACUCCUCAGAACAUGCCUAAAACGACUCACCCAGAAAGGAAAACUCCAGAUGCUGUGAAGGAGCCUCUGAACACAGUACCCAGUGCCAGCAGGUUAAGGCAAUCAAGGGAGCUCCGGAGUUCACAGACGCCACCUGUGAGAAGUAAGAAUGGAGGAACCGAAGGACCCCCGGCUGAGGGCGUCACGGACACACCCCUGAGGAAGACACCGCUGUGGGCACGGAAGGCGGAGGGCGAGGACAGUGCAGGAUCCGCAGAAACUGGCAGGGAAAGGGACAAAUCAACAGAAAGUUCAGCAAAGGUGACAGCUGUGAGGAGAUCAAGAAGCGAGGGGCAGAAACUUGGACCCAAAGAGCUCCUGGGUACACCAGCCCAUGCCAAGGAACCAGAAAAUGAGGCCGACCAAACCACCGGAACAGAUAGUUCCUCCCAAGGAGCUGAUCUCACAAACACCAGAAAGAGACCACCGAAGACAGAGGACAGCCAGGAGGAUGCCCCCCACAUGUCUCAUCAGCCCACGCACACGAACCUGACACCAGGCACUCCCAGACCACACGGGGACCCAGCUGCGUGUGCAGCUAGGGUGAAGAAGGGACCAAGAACUCCUAAGAGGCAGACCCAACCUCUAGAAGACCUGGUCGGCUUCGCAGAACUGUUCCAAACACCAGGUCAGCCCAUGGCUCAUGAGAAAGCUAAAGUACCUCGCAAAUCUCCACAGCCUAUGCCAACAAGCACAAAAGCACAGCCAGUCACACCGAGUAGGGAAAUGGAUGCCAGCAAGCUCUCAGCAUUAAGGAAGUUUGCUCACAUAUCAGUGGGGGACACGCGUGCCCCCAAAGUCACACAGCCAGAUGUCACAAGCAUCAGAGCUUUGAAGGAACCUGCAAAGCAGAUAGUAUAUCCAGUAGGAAAUGUAACUGGUAGCAAGAGACAACAGGAGACACCUAAAGAGAAGACUCAACUUGAAGACCUGGCUGGCUUCCAGGAGCUCCUCCAAACACCAGGUCUUUCCAAGGACUUGGUGAUUACUGACAGAACCACAAAAAGGACCCGUGAAGCACCACAGGCAACAACAGCCAGAACCCCAGGAAGCACACAAAGGCAGCCCAGGACAAGUGUGGGAAACAUGGCUGAGAGAGAACUUUCCUCACUCAGAAAACUUCAGCAGUCACCAGGCAAGGCCUUGCAAACACCCACAGCACCAGAAGAGGAGGAACUCAGCACAGCAUUCAUGCAAACUCCAGAGCAGACACCAGACAUGACAGGAGACUUGACUGGAUCCAAGAGACGGCCCCGGACUUCUAAGGGAAGGAGCCAGCUCCUGGGGGAUCUGUCUGGCGUCCAGGAGCUCUUCCAGACACCAGAGAGCAAAAAUCAGCCAAUGAUUGUGAUCAAAUCCACAGCAACGCCUAGCAAUGCUCCACAGUCAGAACCAGUUAAAGUUCCCACAGGUGUGAAGAGACAGCCCAGGACAAGUGUGGGAGACAUGGCUGAGAGAGAACUUUCCUCACUCAGGAAACUUCAGCAGUCACCAGGCAAGGCCUUGCAAACACCCACAGCACCAGAAGAAGAGGGACUCAGCGCAGCAUUCGUGCAAACUCCAGAGCAGACACCAGACAUGACCAGAGACUUGACUGGAUCCAAGAGACGGCCCCGGACUUCUAAGGGAAGGAGCCAGCUCCUGGGGGAUCUGUCCGGCGUCCAGGAACUCUUCCAGACACCAGAGCACAGCAAGGAUCCAAGGACUCCUGGUGAAGUUACAGAAAUGUCACCAGAGCCGGUCAAGACUCCAAGAAGCACACGGAGACGAUCCAAGAUGAGCCUGGGGAAAGCCCACAUGGAGGGGCGGCUUCCAGGACUCGGGGAGCUCUCACAGGUUCUCCGGGAACCCAAAGGUGGGGACAGUGGCACCCGAGCUGGGAAGCUACCCACAAAGCGGAAGCUGAGCUCAGAAGCCAGUGUGACUGUCAGCAAGAGGCUGCGGAGGACCCCUAGGGAGAAGGCCCAGCCUCUAGAAGACCUGUCCUUCUUGCAGCAGCUCUUCCAGACCCCGGGCCAUGCCCAGGACUCGACCGCUGCUGAUGGAACCACAGAAAGAGCCUCCACAUCUCCAAAACCAGGAGCAGUCAGGACCCCGAGGAGCACACAGAGACAGCCCAGGGCCAGUCUGGGGCACUUGGCUGUGAAAGAAGGGCUUUCCCCACUCAGGAAGCAAAGGCAGUCUGCCGUGCGCACACCCAUUGUGCCACAGCCAGGGGGCGCCAGCUCAGCGCUUGUGCUGACUCCGGAACAGAAACCGCACCUGCCGGCCACUUCCACUGGCCCUAGGAGGCGCACGCCGGAGAGGAGGGGCCAGUCCCCGGGAGACCUGCCUGGCCUCCGGGAGCUCUUCCAGACUCCAGACCGCAGCAAGGGCUCAAAGACUGUUAACAGGACCACAGAGGUGUCCGGCAGAUCUCCACAACCAGAGCUAGUGAGAACUCCUGCAGGUGUAAGGAGACAGCCCAGGCCAAGUCUGGAAAAUGUGAAUGUGAAAGCAGUUUCAUCACUCAAGAAACUUCAGCUGUCACCAGGCAAAGCCUUGCAAACACCCACAGCACCAGAAGAGGAGGAACUCAGCACAGCAUUCUUGCAAACUCCAGAGCAGACACCAGACAUGACAGGAGACUUGACUGGAUCCAAGAGACGGCCCCGGACUUCUAAGGGAAGGAGCCAGCUUCUGGGGGAUCUGUCCGGCUUCCAGGAGCUCUUCCAAACACCAGAGAGCAAAAAUCAGCCAAUGAUUGUGAUCAAAUCCACAGCAACGCCCAGAAAAGCUCCACAGUCAGAACCAGUUAAAGUUCCCACAGGUGUGAAGAGACAGCCCAGGACAAGUGUGGGAAACAUGGCUGAGAGAGAACUUUCCUCACUCAGGAAACUUCAGCAGUCACCAGGCAAGGCCUUGCAAACACCCACAGCACCAGAAGAAGAGGGACUCAGCGCAGCAUUCGUGCAAACUCCAGAGCAGACACCAGACAUGACCAGAGACUUGACUGGAUCCAAGAGACGGCCCCGGACUUCUAAGGGAAGGAGCCUGCUCCUGGGGGAUCUGUCUGGCGUCCAGGAGCUCUUCCAAACACCAGAGAGCAAAAAUCAGCCAAUGAUUGUGAUCAAAUCCACAGCAACGCCUAGCAAUGCUCCACAGUCAGAACCAGUUAAAGUUCCCACAGGUGUGAAGAGACAGCCCAGGACAAGUGUGGGAGACAUGGCUGAGAGAGAACUUUCCUCACUCAGGAAACUUCAGCAGUCACCAGGCAAGGCCUUGCAAACACCCACAGCACCAGAAGAAGAGGGACUCAGCGCAGCAUUCGUGCAAACUCCAGAGCAGACACCAGACAUGACCAGAGACUUGACUGGAUCCAAGAGACGGCCCCGGACUUCUAAGGGAAGGAGCCAGCUCCUGGGGGAUCUGUCCGGCGUCCAGGAACUCUUCCAGACACCAGAGCACAGCAAGGAUCCAAGGACUCCUGGUGAAGUUACAGAAAUGUCACCAGUUACAGAAAUGUCACCAGAGCCGGUCAAGACUCCAAGAAGCACACGGAGACGAUCCAAGAUGAGCCUGAGGAAAGCCCACAUGGAGGGGCGGCUUCCAGGACUCGGGGAGCUCUCACAGGUUCUCCGGGAACCCAAAGGUGGGGACAGUGGCACCCGAGCUGGGAAGCUACCCACAAAGCGGAAGCUGAGCUCAGAAGCCAGUGUGACUGUCAGCAAGAGGCUGCGGAGGACCCCUAGGGAGAAGGCCCAGCCUCUAGAAGACCUGUCCUUCUUGCAGCAGCUCUUCCAGACCCCGGGCCAUGCCCAGGACUCGACCGCUGCUGAUGGAACCACAGAAAGAGCCUCCACAUCUCCAAAACCAGGAGCAGUCAGGACCCCGAGGAGCACACAGAGACAGCCCAGGGCCAGUCUGGGGCACUUGGCUGUGAAAGAAGAGCUUUCCCCACUCAGGAAGCAAAGGCAGUCUGCCGUGCGCACACCCAUCGUGCCACAGCCAGGGGGCGCCAGCUCAGCGCUUGUGCUGACUCCGGAACAGAAACCGCACCUGCCGGCCACUUCCACUGGCCCUAGGAGGCGCACGCCGGAGAGGAGGGGCCAGUCCCCGGGAGACCUGCCUGGCCUCCGGGAGCUCUUCCAGACUCCAGACCGCAGCAAGGGCUCAAAGACUGUUAACAGGACCACAGAGGUGUCCGGCAGAUCUCCACAACCAGAGCUAGUGAGAACUGCAGGUGUAAGGAGACAGCCCAGGCCAAGUCGGGGGAACGAUGUGGAAGAAGAGCCAAGAAAGCAGAGGCCUCGGUCUCCGUCAGGGGCCUCUAAGAGCAGCCCCAAGGUAACACAAAGCAAGGCCGCUUUAGGGAAAUCCACAAUGCAGACACCACGCACAGUCGCUAAUAGACAGGGCCGCUGGAAGCAGCCAAGAGCUCCUAAGGAAAGGAGCCAGCCCCUGGAGGACCUGUCUGGCUUGCAGGAGCUCUUCCAGACCCCAGGCCACCCCAAGGACUCAAUGCCUAUGGAAAUCACAGGAUUGCCCGGCACUUCUCCACAGUCAGAACCAGGGAGACCGUCUAGGCCGAGUCUGGGAACACUGAGGGUGAAAAAAGAACUUCCGGCCCCCCAGGAGAUGACAGAGGCGUUGGAGGAGACCACACACACACACAGAGUGCCAGAUGGUGAGGUCACGGUCCCCAAAGCCGGGGAGGUAUCUGCACGUCCAGCCCGUGACCCAGCAAGAAGAGCUGGCAGCAGGCUGCGGCGGAUGACACCCAAAGAGAAAGCCCAGCCCCUGGAGGACCUUUCCGGCCUGCAGGAGCUCUUCCAGACGCCCGGCCGCCCCGAGGACCUGGUGCCCCGCGCAGCACCACAGCUACCACCAACCAACACCCCAGCAACCGCCAAGAGACAGGCCAGGGCAAGUCUGGGGAAAGCCCCCACAGAUGGGGAGCCCUUGGGGUUCUCAAAGCUCCCACACAAGUCAGGGGAGCCCACACGCACACCCCAAGUGCCCGGAGGUGAAGAUGGGGCCGGGGUGGUUAAACCUCGUGCAAAACGGAAACUGGAUCCCGCAGAUAGUGUAACUGGCAGCAAAAGCAAGAGACUUCGCGGGGUGCCUGAGAAGGCCUUGUCCCCAGACGACCAGGCCGGCUUGCAGGAGCUCCUCGGAACCAAGGACACAAACACGCCCCGCCAGCCUCCACAGCCCGAGCCACAGGACACCUCUGUCCCCCUGAAAAGAGCAACCAGGACCCGACGGGGCACGGUGGACACGGAGGGGGAGCUCCCCGAGGCAAAGACACUGACCCGAGCGUCCAGGCAAGCCACGCGCACCAGGAAAGUCCUAGAAGGCAAAGUUACUGACAUUCAGGUUUCAAAGGAAUCUGCAAAGCAGGUCCCAGACCCAGCAAAAAGCAUCACUGGUACCAGGAAGCUGCGGGGGGCUCGUAAGGAAAGCACCCAGCCCCUAGACAGCCUGGCUGCCUCCAACGAGACAAUCCAACCCCCAGCGCACAUGGAAGACUCCGGAAGUGAUGCGAGCACCGGCAGAAUCCCCCACCAGUCUCCACAGCCAGAGCCCGACACGGACACAGCCUCGAGGAGACCACUUAGGACGCGACGUGGGAACGCUAUGGUGAGCAAGGAGACUUCGGGACCAGCACGGGAGACCAGGAAGACAGCCGGGAAGCCCAUGCAUAGCAGUGAGGGCGUCACUAUGUUGGAGGAACCUCUGCAGCCAGAACUUGCCCCCCCAGCAAGAGUAGCUCGCCCCAAGAGGCUGCGGGGGGCAGCUGCGGAGAAGGCCCCGCCUCUCGACCCGGCCAGCCUCCCAGAGGCUCUCCAGGCACCGGCUCACACGGAGGAUCCAGCAGACAAUGAGAAGUCCACAAACACGCCCCGCCAGCCUCCACAGCCCCAGCCGCAGGACACCUCUGUCCCCUCGAAGAGAACGACCAGGUCACGACGGGGCACGGUGGACACGGAGGAGGAACUCCCGGCGGCUAGGACGCUGACCCGAGCAUCGAGGCAAACCACACGCACUCGGAAGGUGCUAGAAGGCAAUGUUACAGAUAGCCAGGCUUCAAAGGAACCUGCAAAGCAGGCACUCGACCCAGCAAAUAAUGUCACUGGUACCAGGAGGCUGCGGGGGGCUCGUAAGGAAAGCACCCAGCCCCUAGGUGGCCCAGCUGCCCCCAAAGAGACAGUCCAACCCCCAGCGCACACAGAAGAGCUGACAAAUGGUGUGGUCACCCCCAAACCUCUGAAGACCUCCAGAAGAGUCCUCAGGGCCCCAAAAGAGAAGCCUGUGACAUCCCUGAUCCCCAAACAGGAACCUGGAGAAGAUGGGCCCGGUGUGCAGAGCUCUGUGACAACGACGCCCGCUUCUUCAGAGGAGAAGCCAGCCGUCCGUCAGAGGCCCAGGCCACCCCGGCCUUUAAAGAUGCUGAAGUGUCUGAGAGUUCUCGCUCCCAAAAUUCACCUGGGGGAAGAACAGAGCUGCAACAGCACGGAGACAGAAGACGGGGAACCCCGAGAGGCACCUGCUGCCAAUCAGAGAAUGUCUCUGCGUAUCAGACACCCACAAAACCCACGUGCGGGACAGCAGAGCCCCGAAGGGCUUGGGUCUGCAGAGAAGGUUACAGCAAAGAGAAACGCGAAGAAACCUGAGAAGACCUCCCAAGACACAGAGCCACAGAGCAAAGAGAAUGGAGGCCAGCAACCUGCCACGCGGGGCCACGUCAGAGGAGCCCGCGGGGGCCUGCGGUCUGGAGGGCAGAGCAAGGCCUCCGCGCCCCUCCCCGCCGAGGACAAGGUGAAGGAGAGCCAGGAGAGCUCCAGCAGGGGUCAGAACGAGAGCGGGGCAAGGCCGGAUGUGAGGGGCUUGCGAGCUAAGAGGACUGCAAUCCAGCCCGCAGGAAGCACUUUGGACAGUGAACCCAAGCCCAGAGUAACUCGAGGGGCCAAGCGAGGUGCAGAAAAUCCAAAGAAGGCAGACGACACCAUGAGCUCCAAGAGAGUGAGAAGCAGGCGUCUGCGCGACGGUGAAGAUGUAUAGCAGACAUGGAGGAUACAGUGAAGAGUGGGAUUAGUGUUCAGGUCUUCCACCGUCAUUGUAAGAGUGAAUUCUGUAAAUAAUAGUAUGGGGGGGGGGAGACAGGGAAGGGAACAAAUUUAAGAAUCUCCUGGGUUUGACUCGUUUUCAAAAGCUCCGUGUCAUGGAAGAGACUAUGGCGGGACCUCAUUAAUGAAAGGGGAAAAUUUGGGGGUGGGUGGAUACAGCAUGGCCCUUCGUGUUCUUCUAGAAUAAAGACCUGCAGGUCAUUGCCUCUUGUGUUCA